AUAUCCCCGAUGAUGACACAGAUGAGGGUUCCUGGCCAGCCUUGUGGUCUGAAAGCCAGGCUAGGGAAUUUAAAAACAGGCAUCCUUGGUUGGAGUGGAGGGAAAGAAAGUUAGGUUGUGCUCUUUGCAACUCUACAAAAUCAACUGCUGUCCUCACAGAAGAACGAGUGUCCAUGUCUGAGGAGUGGGUGCAGUUUAAGAUCCAGGCCUCGGGUUCAAGCAGAUCAACAUCUCUGGCCUCUUUGAGAAACAAGAUUAGACGACAUGAGGUAUCCAGAGCACACAAAAUAGCCCAGGAGCUCAUUGAGAAGGGUGAACAGGAUUUAGUCGGAAAUAUGGUGAAAGCCUUGUCAGAGACUGUGUUUGCAGAGACAGAUUCUGUAUUCAGAACAGCAUACUAUCUUGCAAAGAUGAGCCGACCCUUUACUGAUCAUGAGAGUCUCAUUGAACUUCAGGAAAAAAAUGGUGCCAACAUGGGCACUAAUCUGCACUCGAGGUACAGUUCAACAAAAAUUGUAGAACACAUAGCAAAAGAGAUGCAGGAGAAGAUAGUCCAGAGUAUUGUGACGUGUUCAAGCAAGUUGUCUGUUCUCAUUGACGAAGCUACAUCUCUCAGCCACAAAUCUGCAAUGAUUGUUAACUUGAAAGCCUCAGUGGAUGGAGGUACUCCUGAAUUUUUGUUCCUGGAGCUGGUUGAGCUGGAGAGCCAAAGAGCAGUGGAUAUAGAAGAAGCUCUGCUGAACUGUUUGGACACUGCAGGCUUCACUGAAGAGUGGCUUCAAAAGAACUGGGUCUCAUUUGUUUCUGAUGGAGCCAGUGUCAUGUUAGGCAAGAACUCUGGUGUGGCAACCAGGCUCACCGCAAGGUACCCUAACCUCUUCACAUGGCAUUGCAUGAACCACCGUUUGGAACUGGCUGUAUCUGAUGCUGUGGAUGAGGUUCAGGCAGUCAAUCACUUCAAAGUGUUUCUAGAGAAGAUCCACAAUCUCUACAGUCAGUCCAACAAAAAUUCACGGGAGCUUCUAGGAGCAGCAAAAGAACUGGGCUCGCAAGUGCUGAAAAUAGGCAGAGUUUUAAAUACGAGAUGGGUGGCCAGCAGUUUCCGUUCUGUAAAGGCUGUGUGGACAUCAUAUGAGGCACUAAACAGACAUUUUGAAAAUGCUGCAGGAGACCCAACAAGAAGCAGCAAAAAAAAGAGAGACAAACUUACAGAGGCCUGGCAUGUCGAAUGCAAAGCAAAGAAUUCCUUUGUGACCUGGGACUCAUGUAUGAUGCACUAA
Messenger RNA from Notolabrus celidotus (New Zealand spotty), 1280 nucleotides. RefSeq names its product E3 SUMO-protein ligase KIAA1586-like. The transcript has 3 exons. The record is from RefSeq and is a predicted model, not a curated record. Lineage: Eukaryota; Metazoa; Chordata; Actinopteri; Labriformes; Labridae. Bases 174 to 1280 code for a protein of 368 amino acids.